Molecule: messenger RNA, 1006 nt
Organism: Cryptococcus deneoformans JEC21
Lineage: Eukaryota; Fungi; Basidiomycota; Tremellomycetes; Tremellales; Cryptococcaceae
Exons: 4
Coding region: 42-956 (304 amino acids)
Source: RefSeq, a predicted model, not a curated record
ACAUUCUCUCCACCGCGCAUCAUCCCAGUUCAUCACACACCAUGUACGACGGGCCCACCAGAGGAGGCACUCGUGGAGGACAAGGCGAUUUCAGAUGGUCCGCCGUUGCAAACGAUAAGCACCGAGAAAAUUAUCUCGGACACUCCAUCAAUGCUCCCGUCGGUCGCUGGUCUAAAAAUAAAGAUAUUCAUUGGUACAAUCGCGAUAUUUCCGAGGACGAUACAGCGAAAGCCGCUCGAGAGCGCGCAGAGGAAGUGCGAAGAAUCAAACAGCAAGAGGACGAUGCAUUGGCGGCUGCUUUGGGAUACGCUGUACCCAAGCGAGAUACGGAUGGCGAAGGGACAGGUGCUAAUGAUAUACCGGUGAAAAAGAGUGAAAAGGACGAUGAGAUCGCGAGAUUAGAAAAGGAAGAGAGGAAACGGGAAAAGGCACUGAGAAGAGAACAACGGGCACUCAAACGUGCAGAAAAAGAGAUCAAGCGGGAAGAGAAAGAAAGGCACAGACAUCGGCGUUCAGAAUCCAGACGACAUCACCAUGAUGAUGAAGAUAGUCCUCGUCACUAUGAGCGAGAGCAAGAGCGCAUCCGAGCUCGUCGGCAUCACGAUAGGUACGAUGAGGGAGACAAAGAUGACUGGCGGUCCCAAGAUCGAGAGAACAGAGAAAGGGAUUAUACUAGUGACCGCCACGCGCGUGACCAUCGGCUUAGGCAAAGAGAGGACGAGAGAAGGCAAGGAGAGCUGCCAUACAGCAAUGAUCGCGGCAAAGAAAGGGACAGGUACCGCGACAGGAGAGAAGAGCGGCCUAGAUAUCAUCUUGAGGAUGAUAUGCCGCGCAGGAAGUAUGAGAGAUCACGAACCCGUUCGAAAUCACCUCGUCGAGACCAUAGGUCCAGUGAACGCCAUGUUGGAGAAGUGCUGGACGCGAAUCCUAUGAGGGAGGGGCUGGAAAGGAGAUAAUUGCAUGUAGUAAAUGUAGCUGUCUGACUGUAUGUAUAUGGUUGUCUGGA